Molecule: messenger RNA, 1876 nt
Organism: Amoebophrya sp. A120
Lineage: Eukaryota; Dinophyceae; Syndiniales; Amoebophryaceae
Source: the annotation of a GenBank genome assembly
AGUGCAUGAUAUACUUAUACACUUGACAUUUAGCAUUCACUUGCAAGAAGUGGUCGUAGCACCUAGCAUCAUUCAGAUUUACGCACAGGACGCGACCACCCCGCUGUAGCUAAAUCUCAGCAACCAGGAGGGGAACGGCUUUUUACCUGUUGCACCUGCUUCCCUACAACUCGCCAACUACUUACACCUGCUUGACACUCCUCCUCUACAGGUAGAACGCUGCCCAAUAAAAACAUGUCCACGCGCACUACAGCAUCUGCAUCCUCAAAAAGGCGAGCCCCUACGGCGUCCGCUGCGAAGAUCACGCUGUUGACAACUCUCAUCACUGAUUUCAGUCCCUCUCCGCCCUCACUUGUCUUCGCGAUGAAGCAGCACCAGACGCAUCGGCGGCUGGCGCUGGACAGCCGAAACACGAUGCGAAGCCUGCGGGCCGCCACGCGCGUCCAGAGGAGGUCUGGGCAGAAAAUGUUGUUUGGAGAUAACAUUAACAAGAAAAAAUCGACUCGGAAGACAACAACAGCUUCCAAAGCCGACGAUGAGGAUGGAGGUGAUGGCGACGAUGAGGAUGGGUAUGAUGAUGAUGGUGAUGAUGAUGACGGUGAUGAUGAUGCCGAAGGAAGAUCCACCCAACAGACAGUUGGCGGAGAACCGAUUCUCGAUGGAGAAGCUGGCUCGAGCUUCGGCCCCCCGCCUCCCCCGCCGCGCGGUGGUCUUACUGAAAAUAAAUCGGACCCGGUGUUGAAAGCGUUGGGAGAAGUCACUCAGGGAUUGGAGGAAAACAAUUCCAAAAUCGCGGACCUGGAAAAGGAGCUUACUGACAUGACUAUCCAAUGCAAAUACUGUUCAUUCUGUUGAGAAAUCACUGGAUUUGUGAUGCGAGAGUUCAAGAACGACGGCUGGGGGAUCAUGAUCUGUGGUGCAUGUUGUCAUGAUGGGUAGCAGUCCUACCGAAAAACUUGAGACGCGUUCUUGCCGCGCAAACAAAGCGACGCUCUGUCAUGCAAGGCGCAGUAUGACAAUGUUGACAAGAAGAAGAACUCGCGCAGCGCUUUCUUCCUGACUGAGCCAAGAACACAUUUGCAUUGCAUAAUGAAAGAGGAGGAGCAAAACAACUGGAACUGGUUUUGGUACGGCGGGACCCACGACGGGAAGGACCAUCCUGGGAUGGACCACAAGAUCGACGAAAUGCUGCAGAAGCAGGAUGAUGUUUUGAAAAAACUGCCGUCGCAAUAAGAGCAUUCGACGUUUUACUUGCAGCUGAUUGAUCAUGGUGGCGGCAACUACACGUUGUACUAUCCCGGAGAUAAAGUAGAGCUCUAGCAUAGCAUGAGGUUCGUAACAAGUGCAAAUAUUCUGGGCACUUAAAUGUUUUUUUUCAUUCUUUCCCUUCACCUUGUACAUACCUGUUAUUUAUACUCUCGUUCUCGCUCCACUAGCAGUGGCAGAAGUACGUCUUGCAUUAUACCGAAUUUUGCGUACUACAAUCUUCCUCUGGCGACAAUCUCCCGGCUGGCGAAAAGAUAGGAAGACCGGCCUUCAAGCGCAGCCCCGCCCCACCCAAGUACAAGUAGAACUCUUUUCCUGCAUCAUUCCGGUAUUCCCCCGCGAUGAAGGCAGAAUAAACCCACCAUGUGCAUAAUUCAAAAAUGGUACUACUCCCAGCGGCAAGUUGUACCACCCACAAAAAAAAUUUUUCCCCACCCGCGUGGAAGGAACAAAAACAACGCUAGAACAAUUUUCCUCUUCGCUAUCCGCCUUCAUGAUAGGUCGCCAUAUCCCGGCUUAAGAAACAAAAAUGGUUUCGAGUUCGAGGAACCGUGUGUGCCGAAGAUUUCUUCGACCCGGAAAAUACUGCAUGGCACAAAAGGAAAAACGG